This is a messenger RNA of Morus notabilis, 691 nucleotides long. RefSeq lists its product as uncharacterized. Bases 60 to 518 code for a protein of 152 amino acids. The record is from RefSeq and is a predicted model, not a curated record. The transcript has a single exon. Lineage: Eukaryota; Viridiplantae; Streptophyta; Magnoliopsida; Rosales; Moraceae.
AUAUCUCUCAAACGUUUCAAUUCUUAUGAACAAUUACAAAUUCUCUAGUCUUAUCAUCAAUGGCUAUGGAAGGCUCUCUUUGUCAAAGCCUAUGCUCAUCUCGCCCUUCUCCAAUUCCGUGCCAAACUCUUCUUCCCCACCGCCGGGAUUCAACGCUUCCGAUGCGGUGGAGUGAGAGAACCGUCGCAAACCGCCGCAGAAUGGCGGUUGGAUGCGCGAAUUUGGGAUCGGCACCGGCGGCGAGGGCGGAGAGGGAGCUCGAGGGCGCGGUGAGCGCCGAGGAGGUGGCGGACUGGAUGAAGGCGGCGAGGUUGAGUGAGAAGUGCGGCGAAGGGCGAGGAAUGGUGGAGAUUCUCGAGUGCUUGGAGCGGGAGGCGAUCAUGGGGGAGGACCAAGGGAGAGAGGCUAGCGACUACAACCGCAGGGCUCAGAUCUUCGACAGGAGUUCUAGAGUUUUCCAGGCUCUCAAGGAAAGUACUAGUGCUGCUGCUACUACUUCUGAUCACCAUGAAUCUUGACCUGGCAAUGACAACCGUAGUUGUGUUGUAUAUGAAUGUGAAUUCUGUUUCUAAUAAGCGUUUUGUGGAAGUCAUGAAAAGUAGUGACUUUUGAUAGCCUGAUAGUCAUUUUCAUGUUUCAAUCAUUGAAUACAAAGCAAAGAGAGUGAGAUCCUGUGAUAAGAAUUUUUCCA